Molecule: messenger RNA, 927 nt
Organism: Pocillopora verrucosa
Lineage: Eukaryota; Metazoa; Cnidaria; Anthozoa; Scleractinia; Pocilloporidae
Product: beta-1 adrenergic receptor-like
Biological process (GO): chemical synaptic transmission; G protein-coupled receptor signaling pathway, coupled to cyclic nucleotide second messenger
Cellular component (GO): dendrite; plasma membrane
Molecular function (GO): neurotransmitter receptor activity; G protein-coupled serotonin receptor activity
Source: RefSeq, a predicted model, not a curated record
AUGGAUGAUGGCCAACCGGAAGAACAUCUGAGCAGUGCAGCGUCCAUCGUUCUAUCACUGUGGCUCUCCUUGUGCAGUAUUGCGUCUGUUACUGGAAAUGCAGUUGUGUUGUGGUUGUUCUACAAAAACGAGUCUCUACGGACAGUUUCCAACCGAUUUUUAGCCUCGUUGUCGGUAGCAGACUUUUUAGUUGGGCUUGUGAUAGACCCUGUGUGGAUAGCCAUCAGAUUUUUUAUUGAGCCCCCGUCUCCAAGCGUUUUGCACGAAUUAACAUUAAUGUUGUGGAUUUACACAACCGCCGCCACCACUUUCAACAUUUGUUGUGUUUCUGUCGACCGAUUCAUUGCCAUUCGGUUUCCUUUCCGUUAUCAGGACAUGGUAACCAAGAAACGAUGUUACACAGUGAUAAUUUUGGUGUGGUUAUUGUCAUUAUGUCUUCCUUUCUCGAAGUUGUCGGUGACAAACGCGGGAGACAUAAAUAGAGCAAUAUUUUGGUUUUCUUUAACAUUUAUAACAUUUGUUUUUCCGUUAGUGAUAGUUUCAUUAUCAUACAUCUGUAUUUUAAAAGCAGCAAAAGAACAAUUUAAAAGAAUAUGUGGAGAUGAAAAUUCUCGAAAUUACAACGAAAAUAUCAAAGUUCGUACUUUACAAAAUUUCAAAGCUAUCAAAACAGUCGGUUUUGUUUUGGGUGCUUGCAUCAUCACAUGGAUGCCAAGUUUAGUUCUCAUGGUAUUUGAUAUUUAUUAUGUCAUAGAAAAUAGCAGGGAGAAAAUGCGUUCAUUGUUGUUGGUUGUAUGGCCUUGGGUUGAUGCAGUUGCAUUUACUUCAUCAGCAAUCAAUCCAUUAAUUUAUUACUUUCGAAAUCAAGACUUUCGCCAAGCCUUUCGCCGUACCUUUCGUUGGUUGCCCUGUGGAUUCACGGAGUAA